AGCAACAGCAACAUCAACGCCACACCCAAACCAGAGCCCGAAAUCCCGUAGAAGAAGGAGGAAAGGAGACCACCGCCCGGAGAUCUUCCGUCGGAGCGCCGGAGAUGGAGCAGCUCGGGGGCAAGAAGUCGAACAAGAUCACGGAGAUCGUGCGGCUGCAGCAGAUGCUCAAGAAGUGGCGCAAGCUCUCCGUCGCCUCCAAGUCCGACGCGGCGGCGGCCAGCACGCCCGCCGUCGCCACGGUCACCGCCGGAGGCAACGGCGAGAGCAAGGCCAAGAAGUUCCUGAAGCGGACGCUGUCCUUCACGGAGAGCCCGCCGUCGUCGGCGGCGUCGUCGGGGCCGCCGCCCAAGGGGCACCUGGCGGUGUCGGUGGGCCCGGCGAUGCGGCGGUUCGUGAUCCCGACCGAGUACCUCAAGCACCAGGCGUUCGCGGCGCUGCUCCGGGAGGCCGAGGAGGAGUUCGGGUUCCAGCAGGAGGGCCUGCUCCGCAUCCCCUGCGACGUGCCCGCCUUCGAGGCCAUCCUCCGCGCCGUCGACAAGGGCCGCGCCGGCGGCAAGAACAAGGACAACGCCGCCUUCUGCUACUGCAGCGCCGAGUUCGCCAUCGCCGCCGCCGACGUCGGCACCCCCAACAACUCCCUCUGCAGAUAAGCCCGGCCCGGCCGGCCGCCGGAGCCCCGUCGUCGCUCGCCGGCCACCGUUAGAAGUACCUGACUACCAUCCUCUCCCACGAAAAAAAAAAGUUCUGUUCUCCAUUUUUCUUCUUCUUCUUCGUCGGUCGUGUUUUUCCAGCGUCGUGAUGGUGAGGGAUGAUUCGACGUACGGUAUCUCCCCCCACGGUUUUUUUCUUACUAGGAAUUAUCAUUACCACUGCCCGCAUUCUUUCUCCGAUGAUGAUCUGGAUUAGCCGGGUGAAUGGUGUAAUGCAUGCAUGCGGACUGCGCCAUUGAUGGAAUCAUAUGGAAAGAUUGAUGUGAAAAAUGAAGGGCGAUGAUCUUUUUUCUCU
Molecule: messenger RNA, 1008 nt
Organism: Triticum aestivum (bread wheat)
Lineage: Eukaryota; Viridiplantae; Streptophyta; Magnoliopsida; Poales; Poaceae
Product: auxin-responsive protein SAUR72
Exons: 1
Coding region: 105-653 (182 amino acids)
Biological process (GO): response to auxin
Source: RefSeq, a predicted model, not a curated record